Molecule: messenger RNA, 384 nt
Organism: Helobdella robusta
Lineage: Eukaryota; Metazoa; Annelida; Clitellata; Rhynchobdellida; Glossiphoniidae
Exons: 1
Coding region: 1-384 (127 amino acids)
Source: RefSeq, a predicted model, not a curated record
AUGGUGCAACUUCAAACUUCAACUCAGUCACAAAUUCCAAAAAAAACCCAAAACCAUUUCACCAAAACCAUUCACCAAAACUAUUUCACCAAACAUUUAACAUCCAUUUUUCACAAACCCAUUUUUUGCUACUUCUACAAAAUCCACCACCACAGUCGCUAUCCGUGGAAAAACCUACCCGAUUUCGACUGCUACCGCUUGCAGUGUAAGACGGAUCGCGAUUGCUGUAGGGGUUACAGUGUUUGUGACAAGUCCUCUAAAACUUGCUCGGAUUGUUGGUUCCGUAUGGGAUGUCGGAGUGUAGAGGAUUGCUGCGAGAAGUAUCCCUACUGCAAGAAAGUUAAGGAUGACGACACUUUUGGUGGUUGCGCUGAUGAAAUGUGA